Messenger RNA from Loxodonta africana (African savanna elephant), 5999 nucleotides. It is a transcript of the gene DCAF7, whose product is annotated as DDB1 and CUL4 associated factor 7. The transcript has 7 exons. Gene Ontology annotation, molecular function: protein binding. Lineage: Eukaryota; Metazoa; Chordata; Mammalia; Proboscidea; Elephantidae. The coding region runs from base 205 to 1233 and encodes 342 amino acids. The record is from RefSeq and is a predicted model, not a curated record. Gene Ontology annotation, cellular component: nucleus.
GUGCCGAAGCUGGUUUGAAAGUGGGGGUCGGGCCAGGCCGCCGUUGUCUGUCGCCGCGGCCCCGCUUCCGGGCUAGGCUGUCCCUGCCUGCCCCGCCUCCCUUCAGACCCCUCGGUCCCAGGCUCGGCUCCCCGCCCAACUCGCGCCCCGCCCGCUGCCUCCGACUGCGGACCCGGCCCGCACUGCGGCCCAGCCGCCGCCACCAUGUCCCUGCACGGCAAACGGAAGGAGAUCUACAAGUAUGAAGCGCCCUGGACGGUCUACGCCAUGAACUGGAGCGUGCGGCCUGACAAGCGCUUUCGCCUGGCGCUGGGCAGCUUCGUGGAGGAGUACAACAACAAGGUCCAGCUUGUUGGUUUAGAUGAAGAGAGCUCCGAGUUUAUUUGCCGAAAUACCUUUGACCAUCCAUACCCCACCACAAAGCUCAUGUGGAUCCCUGACACAAAAGGCGUCUAUCCAGACCUCCUGGCCACAAGUGGCGACUAUCUCCGUGUGUGGAGGGUUGGUGAAACAGAGACCAGGCUGGAAUGUUUGCUAAACAAUAAUAAGAACUCUGACUUCUGUGCUCCUCUGACCUCCUUUGACUGGAAUGAGGUGGAUCCUUAUCUUUUAGGUACCUCCAGCAUUGAUACAACUUGUACCAUCUGGGGUCUGGAGACAGGGCAGGUGCUGGGGCGAGUGAACCUUGUGUCUGGCCAUGUGAAGACCCAGCUGAUCGCCCAUGACAAAGAGGUCUAUGAUAUUGCAUUUAGCCGGGCCGGGGGUGGCAGGGACAUGUUUGCCUCCGUGGGCGCUGAUGGCUCCGUGCGCAUGUUUGACCUCCGCCAUCUGGAACACAGCACCAUCAUUUAUGAAGACCCACAGCAUCACCCACUGCUGCGUCUCUGCUGGAAUAAGCAGGACCCUAACUACCUGGCCACCAUGGCCAUGGAUGGAAUGGAGGUGGUGAUCCUGGAUGUCCGAGUUCCCUGCACGCCCGUCGCCAGGUUAAACAACCAUCGAGCAUGUGUCAACGGCAUUGCUUGGGCCCCACAUUCAUCCUGCCACAUCUGUACUGCAGCGGAUGACCAUCAGGCUCUUAUCUGGGACAUCCAGCAAAUGCCGCGGGCCAUCGAGGACCCUAUCCUGGCCUACACAGCUGAAGGAGAGAUUAACAACGUGCAGUGGGCAUCAACACAGCCUGACUGGAUUGCCAUCUGCUACAACAACUGCCUGGAGAUCCUCAGAGUGUAGUGCUGGUGGCACCAGGCCCAUGAGGCAGGGGCUCGUGUGUUUCCCACCUCUGUUCCACCCCCAAAGUAAGAAGAAAAUGUUUCCAGUGGCCAGUAUGUCUUUCGUAGCUUUGCACCCACUGUUACCAGAAGCUGUUCUAGGAGUUCCUGGCCAGUCACCCCAUCACUCUCUGGGCUGGACUCAGUGCUGUGUGGAACCUCCUCAGCCCCAAGGCUGAGUUUUAAGAUAUCUUUCCUUUCCUCUUCUCCUUUGGUUUCUCAAUUAAAAAUCUGUGUGUUUGUUUGUCAGCUGUUGUGUUCACGAGCAUCAGAGGCACUGGCUAUGUUUGUCUUCAUCUGCCCUAUAUGUCACUGUCUGUCUGCUGCCCAAGGCAGCAACCCAUGUCCUGUCCUUGUCCUCAUCCAUGUCAGCACUUAAAGUGGGAACAAAUACCAAGUAUGAAGUUGUCUUUCCUCCUGCUAUCAGUGUCUUUAACAAAUUUCAACUUUGUAUAUUUUUUAUCUACCAAGCUAAUUUUUUUAUGAAAAGAGUUUUACUCUCCCUGGUUUCUUCCUUUGUUUCAUAUUUCUCCCUACUGGCACCCUCUUCUCUUCCCUUGGUGCCUGGAGCUGGCACUGGGCCCUGACCCCAUGAGCAGUUUGCCUUCUUGAAUCACUGCCUGAGUGGUUUGUACCUGACUGGGAGUCCCAAACCGCCUUGGUGCUCUGAAGUCGGCCUACUCCUCACAACUUUUCUCAUCCUGGCUCUUCUCAAGGGCAUUCUGGGCUCCAAAAUAGAUGUAGGGAUGCCUUCUGUUACACCCUGAAAUACCUCUGUCCAACCCCUUGGGAGCGUGUUAGAGCUGAGGUAGACCAGCUGCUUGGAGUUCGUCUUUAGAGAGGAAUAGCUUCAGGAAAGCUGGGCUUGGAGCAUGCUUUCAGUAUGUAGUUUCACAGUUUGUUUUUCACUCAAACCGUAAGCCCUAGGCCAUUCCAUUUCCUCUUCUGAAUGAUUGGCAAAAACGAUCUAUAAGCUGAAGUUAGCCCUUUCCCUUAGUUUCAUUUACUGUGACUUGAUUUGUGGAAUACAGGCCACUCUAUGGACAGAGUGCUCUGAGGUGAGAGUCCUGCUUGAGAGGAACAGUCUGUACUUUUAACUUUGAACAAGAUCCCCAUUAUAGAGUGUGGGAGACUCAGCUCUUGUAAGGAGUGGGCUCAUCAGCUGUGAUGAUCCCAGACCACCAGGUGAAUAGGUAGCUAGAAAAGAAUCUUAGGCCGGGGGGUCAGUCAGUUAAGGGCUCCGCCUACACCGUCAACCCCCUCCCCCCACCCACCAUUUAGGUUCUGAGCAGUAUCGGCCUUCUAGGCUGCAAUUGUCUGUGUUGAUGUAUAGGCCGCAGGUGUCUGUUUCCGUUAUGUGAAUGAGUUGCUUGGAGGAGGCUUGUGUGUGAUUCUCCUGUUGGGUCAGUCCUUGGGGCAGCCUGGGAAGCACUGUGGGGUGGUGGGGAGGGGUGGUAGUUUUCUUGGCUCUGCCAAGUUCUUAGAGGUGUCUGAGACCCUCUAAGCUGCUUAUCCGAGCUAAGGAGAGUAGCAGGCACUAAAGCUGAUGGUUUUGUCCACUUAGGCUCUCAGCAGCUCUUGAGAAACAAAACACUUCACCUCAUUCUUCUGGGCCCUUAGACUGUUUUGGUUGACUCUUCCUUUUCAGAAGCAGAUGUAUUUGUAUCUUAAACGUCAUAGCUCUUUGCUUUACCACACGGGGGCUUGUUCUAAAGAAAUAGGCUCUUUUUUUCAGUCAGGGUGCUUUUCCUUCUACCUUUUAACUUUCUUGUUCUGAUGUUGGGAUUCUGAUGUUGGGACCAUCCUCCUUGACCUCUGGACUUACGCAGGGUCAUUUGGAGACGUAAAGCGAGCAAUUCUUUGUCAGCACCCUCCUCUGCUUCUAGUUGUUUUUGAUCGUUGUUACAGGGUCCAUUCGAAAGGGUAGCAAGUCUCACUUGAUAGUUGCUUGCUCUCGGGGGCUGUGCGUUCCUUCCUGUGGAAAAGGGUCUGACAUGGUGGGCAGAGCAGUGGAAGGGUCUGGUCCUGCCAAGGCAGCACUUGACUCUGCCAAGUUCUGAGUUGAGGUUCCUGUCCUGAUCUGCACUUAAACCUGGUCUGAAUGGUGAGAUUUGUCAACUGGAACCCAAAAACAACCUGGGGGGAAAGAAGUAGUCAAUAAUAGUAAUUAGAAUAUAUUUGAUAAGGUAGCUAUUUACCCUGAAAACCGGCAAGUUUUUUUUCCUUGCCCUGUGGCCUCCCAGCCCUGUCAUCCUUGCAGCCUGGUCCUCCUUCUGCCAUCCCACCUGGGGCCUCCCUAAGCAGACACAGAUACUCCCAUUUGCUGGUAUUUGGAAGCCCUACCCCCUUACUCUCCAUCUGCUCCACAGACCAGGUGGCUUCAUGACUGAGGAUGUGAUUUCUGUGGUUUCAGGAUUUAGGAAGCCUCUUAGUCAGCCAUGCUCCAAGAAGCACAGAUCUAUUGCAGUUUUCAAAGCAGGUUUUUCUCUUGUCAAAUUGACAGAAUGAACGGGAGGCUCUGGAUCCUCGGUGUGAGGAGAACAGCUGUUAGGACUUUGCGAGGAACACCCACAGUGACACCUCUGGGCUCUGGCUCAGCUGGUGGUGGCCCUUUGACCUACUCUUGGUCUAGAGCUACCUUUCUGUUUUCUUGGUCUGCUCUGAGGAGAAGUGGAGGUACUGAGUAAAUGAGGCCUCAGGUCUCUGCUGUCAGAGAGCUGGUGAGUGGGAAUGAGUCAUUCAGGGGCCCUGAGUCUCUACACUCAGGAGAGUUUAACCCUCUCCUUCCAGGGAGGAAUUGCCCUCCAGUUAGGAAUUGAAGAGGCAAGAUACUUGAUACCUAGGUGAGAAUUUCUCAUCAGAACCAGGGUUAGCUUCUGGAAAGCUGACUAAGAUUUGGGAAGAACCAGAAAAAAAGAGAGAAUCCUACAAGAUUUUGGUGGUAGUUAUGGCCUGAUUUUUAGGAGGAGAUUUUAAGAUGUAGGAGAAGAUCAGUGGUGUUUCUUUAGCUCAAAGGAGGACUAUUAGAGGGCAGUAAAGGUCUGAGGCAAGGAAGCAUUCAGACUUGCCAUUGCCUAGCUGUGAAGCAAGACUGCCGUCAGCCUGGACCAGCCUUCUUGGACCGUUAACUGGGCAUCCAUGAUGCUAGGUAACUAGGGAUUGGACAACAGCUGGGGGCAGAGGGAUCCCCUUCCUGCAGCAGUGUAGCUGUAGGUGAUGUUUGGUAAAAUUCUGUAGGCUUUUGGAGUCCCAUGGCCAUCCCAGACGAUGGCCCUUCUUGGUUGUAGGUUUAUAUUGAAGCGGUAGAGGUUGUAAAUGGCCGUGCUGACUUUCUCCUUCUCCUUUUUCUCUUCUCUUCUUUUCCGCUUAGCUUCUUGCUCCCUUUGUAAUGUAGAACUCUCUCCCCACUGUAACCUGGGGCUUGAGUCCCUAGGUUGUAAAGACAUGUAGGAGCUGCAGCGUUCACCAAACAUGGGAGGACCAACCCAGUGUCACCCCUCUACCUUCCUCAGUCUGAGAAUAUGGAAGCCUGGGGUAGGGGAGGCCAUUGAAGUCGAGGUCUUGAAGCAGACUUUGCGCUGUCUCUGCACUCCAGGUUUAGGAAGGAGGGCUGUGCUUGGCACUUAAAUUGAGUUUUCCCUGGGAGAAAACCUGAGCAGAGCAAAGUCAUCGUGAACCCUGGCCAGGCUCCCAGAGAGCUAUCUUCUCUACUGGCUGGGCCAGCUGCUGAGAGUAUCUUACGUCACAGAGCCUUACCCACCUCUCCCACCUGCACCCCCUUUUCCUCCCCCAGUUGUCAUUGCUGCUAAUGGUAAAAGUCAAAUGUGUGGCCACACGGGAUGGGCCAGGUCCUCUCAGGCUACUUUCUGGAUGCUGUUUUUAAAAUAUGGUAACAUGCAGGUGCCUUUCCAGAGAGGCUUGGACUGGUGUCUCAAACCAGAAACAAAUAAGAACUCAAGAAGAAAGAUGUUGGCAGUCUGUAUAACAGCUGGAACAUGCACCCUCCUUGGGACAACCUGGUGAAUAUAUGAACUUGCGAUAGCUACUAUUUAAAAGAAAUGCCCUCACCUUGGGUUGCUCAUGGUGUACAGUGUGAUAUGAAACUUGCUGAGCUUGACGCUCUGAAUUGCUUUCAUCAAGUAUGAAUCGUUUGCUUUGGGUCUUGUCUUUUAUGACCUGCUCUGUCAUGACUUUCCCUCCCCAUUCUCCUGAGUGUGACUUUGUAGCAUGAUUGUAUAAACCCCUGUGUAGAAAAUGGACAUUUCUUGUUCUCUGAAAUGUUAAGCUCCAGCCAAUCAAAUUCUGUCCCUUUUAAUCUGGUGUGUCUGAACUUACUUUCUUGUUAAAUAUUUAAACUUUCAUGCUCUUACUAUAGGUUUUAUGGCACCCUAUGUUCAGGUGGAAAGGGAGCUGCCCCUUGCACAACUAUACUGUAACCGUUUUUCUUUUUUAAAUAUUAUUUUCGCAGGACUGAUUGUACACAGACAGGGCUUGUAAUAAAAUUUGAAUGCUGUGCUGUGAAACCACGAUGGGAGUCUCCAUUGAAGGCUACUUCAGAGGCACCUGAAAGUGGAGUGUUGUUAGGUCUAUGACUUGAUUUCUUGCUUCCCGAGAACGUGAAACCUAAUUUUCACCCUUUCAUUCUGUUUCAGCCUCCUGUAUAAGAAGUACCGUAUUUUCUGCCCGUCAUACUUUGUAAUAAAACUUGAACAUUAUAAAUUGACUGAA